This is a messenger RNA of Gambusia affinis (western mosquitofish), 1872 nucleotides long. RefSeq names its product cholesterol 25-hydroxylase like 3 (gene ch25hl3). The coding region runs from base 334 to 1170 and encodes 278 amino acids. Gene Ontology annotation, molecular function: steroid hydroxylase activity; iron ion binding; C-4 methylsterol oxidase activity. Gene Ontology annotation, biological process: sterol biosynthetic process; cholesterol metabolic process. The transcript is spliced from 2 exons. NCBI's taxonomy places the organism in Eukaryota, Metazoa, Chordata, Actinopteri, Cyprinodontiformes, Poeciliidae. The record is from RefSeq and is a predicted model, not a curated record.
CUUAUUUCAGCAUGUAGAGAUAAUAGAUGAGUUUUCGGCGAUGUCAGAUUAGAUAACAUGAGACCGUCAUGUGCUGCGCCUCCAUAUUAAAAAAUCCCCAACACUUCCAGCCUCGGGUGGUGCUGCUUUCAGGUACAGCAGUAAUAAGGGAAUUUACCACUACACCUGAGACGUAUUUCAACUAGAGCGUGGGCCCGGAGCCGGAGCCCCUCCUACUCCGGGUAUAGAGGCUGAGCUGAGCUGAGGAAAAAGCACAGUUAUCACUCUGCCGCUGGAAGAGGCGCAGCGCGCGCGGAGAUGAUGUAAGGUGACCCACGCCGUGCUUACACCGUGAUGAAUGAAUCCGUGGCGGACCUCGGGCAUGCGAACGCGCCCGUCUUACAGGGACUCUGGGAGAGCGUGAGAGCCGGACAGCAGCAGGUCCUGCUCUCCCCGUACCUGGCCGCGUCCUGCGCCUUCCUCACGCACCUCGCGCUCUGCGCACCUUUCCUCGUGCUGGACGCGCUGGGAGGCGUGUGUCAGCGCGUCCACUCGUGGAGGAUAGCGGCGGGCGCGGGCCCUCCGCCGUCCCUCUGGAGGUGGUACGAGUGCUUCUGGAGGGUCCUCUUCAAGUACGCCACGGCGGUGCUGCCCGCCACGGCGCUCUUCCAGCUGCUGCGGAGCCCGAGCCUACCGGAGCUGGCCCCGUCCUGCUGGCGGCUGUCUGUGGAGGUGGUCGCGUGCUUCCUGCUCUUCGACACAUUCUUCUUCAUAUGGCACUACUGUAUGCACAGGGUUCCCUGGCUGUAUCGUGCCGUCCACCAGAUGCACCACCAGAACCAAGUUCCCUUUGCGUUGGCGGCGCAGGACGCCAGCUCGGCUGAACUGCUGUCGCUCCUGCUGCUGGCCCUGGGCAGCGCCUGGAUGCUGGGCUGCCACCCACUCAGCGAAGCCCUCUUCCACAUCCUCAACAGCUGGCUGGCGGUGGAGGACCACUGCGGAUACGACCUGCCAUGGGCGCUGCACAGAAUACUUCCCUGCAUGGGAGGAGCCCCCUUCCACCAAACCCAUCACAAGAAGCAGAGUAAUAACUUUGCCCCCUACUUCACACACUGGGAUCAUCUCUUUGGAACAUAUAGAGCGCCGCAUACCUACAUCAGAAAGAGACACGAUAGGACGAUCGUGAAGUGAAUUGUGAAUUUGCCGUAUACCUGUUUGUGUGUGUGUGUGUGGGUUAUCAGCGUCUCCUCAUAUGAAGGUAUGUUUCUUUUGGCUUGUUGGCAGAAGACUGAUAUAUACGACAUCUCCAAGAUGAAUAAAUGCAGCUAAACAUUUCCUUAACAUCAGCAUUAUUUUUAAAUGGCUCUUUUAAGGUUCAUAACAUCAUGCCUAGCUUUAUGUUUGAGUUCUUAUGUAAAUAAGUGUAAAUAUGUACGUAUUUACUUAUUUAAUAAGUGUACUUAUAAGCACACUUAUUUUAUCCUGUGUACUUAUGUACUUGUGUAAAUAAGUACACAGGAUGUAUAUAUAUAUAUAUGUAUUUAUGGAGAGAGAAAAUUCAAAAUAUUUUAUUGUAAUCAUCUGAAGCUAAAAGUUAAAUCCCAUCAGUGUUUUUUUUAAUAUCUACCUCUGCUCUCAGUACAACUUGUCUUUUAAAAUUCAAUCACAAGGAGGCGUGUUUUAAAUGUUUACCAUGAAAUUGGACAUCAUUCACCAAAGUUGUUCCCUUUAGAUCAUCAGAUGUCUUGUGUUGUGUAACAUGCAGCUAGUAUCAACCUUUUACCUCCUCCGUGUUUAUCCACUAUCUGCCAGAUUUGUAUAGAUGCAAAAAAUGCUCUGUUUUCUUUUCUUUUUGUAUAUUCACAAAAUGAAUAAAAGUUUUAUAGAUCUCUA